Messenger RNA from Camellia sinensis, 789 nucleotides. Lineage: Eukaryota; Viridiplantae; Streptophyta; Magnoliopsida; Ericales; Theaceae. The record is from RefSeq and is a predicted model, not a curated record.
AUGUGCCGGCAUGAGUCAAAGUUUAUCCAAAUAAUUGUUCAGGAGAUUGUGAGUAAAUUGGAUUUCACGGUCUUAAGUGUUACCCCCUAUCAAACUGGAAUAGAUUCUCAUGUAAAAGACAUUAAUCUGUGGUUCCAAGGUGGGUUGAACAAUGUCAGCGUAAUGAUGAUCUGUGGGAUGGGUGGAAUAGGGAAGACAACCAUUGCAAAAAUUGUUUAUAACCAAAACUUCGACAAAUUUGAAGGUAGCAGUUUUCUUGCAAAUAUUAGAGAAACUGCAAAACAACCUAAUGGUUUGGUUUGUUUGCAGAGACAACUUGUUUCAGAUAUUCUGAAGUGGAAUAAGGAAAGAAUAUAUUGUGUUGCUGAGGAAAUCAAUAAGAUUAAAGAUGCUAUGUGCUGUAAAAGAGUUCUAGUUGUUCUUGAUGAUGUUGAUGGUUUGGACCAAGUAAAUGCAUUAUUGGGGAUGCGAGAUUGGCUUCAUCCAGGAAGUAAGAUUAUGAUAACUACUAGACAUGUGCAAUUGCUAAAGGCUGAUGAAGUGUACAAGUCGUAUGUGGUUAAGGAAUUGAAUGAUGAUGAAGCAAUCUGUCUCUUUAACCGGCAUGCCUUUGGACAAGACAAACCUAUUGAAGCUUACGUGGAGCACUCAAAAAGGGUAAUACACCACUGUGGUGGCCUUCCGCUAGCUCUGGAAGUCUUGGGCUUUUCUCUGUCUGGUGAAACUAUUGAUGUGGAGAGAAAGUGCAUUAGCAAAAUUAAGAACACAUUUUCCCGAGAAAAUUCAUAA